AUGCCUCCCAAAAGCGGCUUCUCGCGCACGCGCAACGUCGACUACGAUGACGACGACAUCUACGACGACGAUGACGAUUACUACGAGGAAGAAGAAGCCGGCGGUGGAGCCGAUGCAGGAGAUGGCAUGACAGAAGACGAUAAAGAGCAGAUGCGUGCAGGUACCAUAAGAGUACGCGAGGCGCUGGGGGAUAAGAGCGACUUUACGAGCGACGAGCAGAUACAAGAGGCGCUUUGGCAUUAUUACUAUGAUGUUGGGAAGAGUGUUAGUUAUUUGAAGAAUAAACUUGGGGUGGGGGAACCGAGGGAAGAGGCGCCUAAGCAGGAAAAGACCAAACCUGCGUCAAGGUUCGAUCAAGCUGCUAGUGUGGCGGAUCAGAAUGCGCCGGUUACCGCAGACUUCUUCUGGGAUGUGCCCUGGGGCAACGUACCACCCGAACGACUUGGCGUCAUCACCGUUGAUGCUCCAUACUACAAAGGCGGACUACUUGGGGGCUCCUCAAAGCUGGCUGCUCUUGCGGCGAAGCGAAGAAAGGAACGAGAAGAUGCGGAAGCUGCUGCCUCGAAAGCCAACAACGAUGCGGAUUCGGCCAUCGCCAUGCUUGACAAGCUUUCAGUGAAGAACCAGGAGGGUGGCAAUCCUUCUCUCGGCGGCACUGGCCCAGCUCGUCCUUCUCGAUACCCCAUCCGCAGACGAUCGCCAUCGCCAGCACCAGAAGCCCCGAAAGAACCCGAGAUAGAAGAGCCUCAAGUACCCCAGCCUGCCGUAGUCAUCGAAUCGCCAGCUCAACGCGCCACCGCCUCUAUGUUCGCUUCCACCCUUUGCGGCUCUGACGAGUCAUCGAAGCACCCCCAAGCACCGCUACAAGAGGUUCCACUACCUUUUGCUGCGUACAAAUCGUAUGAUGGCACUGGUGCUUUUGCUGGGCCGAGUCCGGAUGACAUUAAGAAGAAAAAGCAAACCAACGGUGACCUGACCGAAUCGGUCGAGAAGCUUACCGUGGCCGACGAACCAAGAGUGAAGAGCAAGAACCUGAACGUCAUGGAUGAGUUUGAGAAGAGCGCCUCGAAGCGGUUGGCGAACUUUGUAGUGCUUGGCCACGUCGACCACGGCAAGAGUACGCUCAUGGGGCGGUUGCUCUACGAUCUCAAAGUCAUCGACCAGCGGUCGAUAGACAAGUUACGGAAAGAAGCAGAAACCAUCGGCAAAUCUUCGUUCGCGCUUGCUUGGGUCAUGGACGAAACAAGCGAAGAGCGGAGUCGUGGUGUCACCGUUGACAUUGCUACCAACUACUUCGAGACAGACGAGACCAAGUUCACCAUUCUGGACGCGCCAGGACACAAAGACUUCAUCCCCAACAUGAUAUCAGGUGCAUCACAAGCCGACUUUCCCGUCCUGGUCAUCGACGCAAGUACGAACAGCUUUGAGUCUGGUCUCAAGGGGCAGACCAAAGAACACAUCCUGAUCGCGCGCAGCAUGGGCAUGCAACAUAUCAUCGUGGCCGUGAACAAGAUGGACACUGUGGGAUGGUCGAAAUCGCGCUUUGACGACAUUUCGAAACGCAUGACUGCCUUCCUCACCGAAGCCAGCUUCCUCGAAAAGCGGAUAACCUUCAUCCCGCUUGCAGGUCUCACUGGCGAGAACGUCGUCAAGAAGAUCGAGAACUCUGCCGCCCACUGGUACACUGGCGAGACCCUGCUAGAAGCCCUUGAACGCAUCGACCUCCCAUCCCGAAACUUCACGAAGCCCCUCCGCCUCUCCGUCGCCGAUGUCUUCCGCGGCGACAUCCGCUCCCCACUGAGUAUAUCAGGCCGCAUCGACGCCGGCACCCUGCAAGUAGGCGACGUCAUCCUCGCCCUCCCCGCCAACGAAACCGCCACCAUCAAGUCAAUCGAAGUACAAGACGCCCCCGUAGACUGGGCCGUAUGCGGUCAAAUCCCCACACUCCACCUCACAGACAUCGACCCCGUCCACCUCCGCCAAGGCGACAUCGUCUGCGCACGCAGCGACCCCGUCAAACUCGUCAAGGCAUUCACAUCCAAACUCCUCGCUUUCGAACACGUACUACCGAUGCCUGUGGAGGUGUUCCGAAGUACCCUGAACUCUCCAGCGGGGAUUAGGACGCUGAGUGCUAAGCUGAAUAAGUUUACGGGUGAGGUUGUGAAGAAGAAGCCUAGGAUUGUUAAGCCGGGUGAGGUGGCGAGGGUGGUGGUGCAGUUGGAGAGGGAGUUGCCGGUGGAGGAGGGGAUGAGGGUUGUGCUUAGGGAGAGGGGGAGGACGGUGGGGGCGGGGUUGAUGGAGAAUGUUGCGUAG
Molecule: messenger RNA, 2313 nt
Organism: Alternaria ventricosa
Lineage: Eukaryota; Fungi; Ascomycota; Dothideomycetes; Pleosporales; Pleosporaceae
Exons: 5
Coding region: 1-2313 (770 amino acids)
Biological process (GO): translation
Molecular function (GO): GTP binding; GTPase activity
Source: RefSeq, a predicted model, not a curated record